Ictalurus furcatus (blue catfish) is the source of this 1828-nucleotide messenger RNA. RefSeq names its product mitochondrial import inner membrane translocase subunit TIM44-like. The record is from RefSeq and is a predicted model, not a curated record. Bases 608 to 832 code for a protein of 74 amino acids. The transcript has 3 exons. Lineage: Eukaryota; Metazoa; Chordata; Actinopteri; Siluriformes; Ictaluridae.
CGUUGCAACUAAAGAGUUGAUCAUUGUCGUGUAGCAGCAAAGUGCUUUAUUCUUCUUAUACUACACAACAAUUUCCCAAUGCAGAUGGAUGUUAAUGAAAGAAUGACACAUUGUACUUAAUGUUAUGGAACAUCCAUAAAAAAUUGAGUUCCUAUUACUCAUGUAAUAGCAGUUAUAAAACAUCCCUCACAGAAUAACUAAUAUUUCUGUUUUUCCCCCCAUAAGGAAGUGCAUUCAAAUAAUUACAUGAACAAAUGAAUUAAUGGGUCAAAGAGUGAAUAACUGAAAGAAAGAACGAGUACAAAAAAGGAAGUCUCUUUCCAUGGAGAUCCACACUGAGUUUGUGUAGGCUUUUGGAUCAUUUCAGUUGGAACCCCACACUUACUGCCUCACUCUCUCCAUCAGAAACGGGCUGAGACUCGGAGCGAUGGUGGAUUGGCGAAUAAACCCAGCUCCUGUCUUCUGGAGGCUGCGGUUACACCACCAACACAACAGCAGGGGGAGUGACAGAGGUAUGCACACACAGACAGAUGGCCACGCAGCACGGACAACAUGAGAGAAAGACAGAUAAAGAGACAAGAGUGCGACAGACAGAGAAAGCAAAAGCAUGAGCAUCACUAUGCCUCUGAUUUCCCUGGCGAGUUUGUGGACUCUGAAGCAGGAGCUGAGCAAAAACAAAGAGAGGUAUGAGAACAUUCAGAAGUUCAGCGAGGAGGCCAGGUGGUUGGAGCAGUCAGAGGCACUGCAGCAGGCCAGGAGGAAAUAUAAAAGUAAUGAAUCACAAACAGUGAGGACUUCCGAGGUGUCAAAGGAUCCUUAUCAGAAACAGUAAAAGAAGUGUGGUACAGUGAACUUCCUUUUUGAGCAUGCAUAUGUGAUAUUUUUAUGCUGCAUGACUGAAUGCAAAACAGUGUGCUUUCUAUUAAGAAAUGCUACUAAAGGAGAAGUGCUGACCCGAAUUUCCUGUGAUAUCUUUCCACUUCCUGAUAUCAUUAAAGCUGUAGUUCAGAAGAAAGACUUUAAAAUGUGUAAUAGCUGUUAUCAUAAUUUUAUAGUAUAUGAUUGUGAGUGAAUUUGUGUCAUUGGAUUAGAUUUAUACCAUGGUACUGUUGAAUUCUUGACUUGGAUUGGUCAGAAGGUGUUGUUAAUUCUCUAUAACAGCAGCUCUGACAGUAGUUCCUGGUUCAAGGCAAAUCACAGGUUUAUAGUAAUACACUCAUUCUUACACAUUAUUGUUUCUAUGGUAACUUAUACAUAGCCUAUUAUGGGUAUAAAGAAUGGCGACGUUUUCUGUGAGGAGACAUUCAUUUAGCAUUUAUUGAAGGAGUCUUGGUGUCAGCAUUUUGCAAGAGAGGUGAAGAUUUUUUUUUUUCAUGGGAAAGUCAUAAUAAUCGCAGUCAUAAUAAUCUUUUUUCUCCCUCUCUCCUUUCGCCGAGCCCCACAUGAAUUUAUGGAGAUACUAGAGAUCCAGAUCCUUUCUGCCUCUGGAUGGAGCUCAAAUCUUCUCUAAUUCCAGACUGCUGGGACUACGGCUGCUCCUAAGGCCAUACAGACUUCAUAUAAAUCCAUAAUGAACUUUUUCACACUAUCUGUUGUUACCCAGAUGAGGAUGGGUUCCCUUCUGAGUCGGGUUCCUCUCAAGGUUUCUUCCUCUUAAAACAUCUUAGGGAGUUUUUCCUUGCCACCGUCGCCACUCAGUGGCUUGCUCAGUUGGGAUAAAUUCGCACCUUUAAUAUCUGUAUACCAUGUUGAUAUUUCUGUAAAGCUGCUUUGAGACAAUGUCUAUUGUAAAAAGCGCUAUACAAAUAAAAUUGAAUUGAAUUGAAUU